AAUGCUACAAAUCCGCAGCACAAGCGAUGAGUCGCUUACGGCACAAAGAAGAGUUAAGACGCGUUAGUACCGAGAGCGCGGCGCUUAAAGCGACGACAAACCAAAACAUUGAACGCCUGCAAUUAACUACUUGGCUUCCGUCACCAACGCGAUGAAUCGUUUGAUGGAGCAGCAGCGCGCAUGCGCGACCGUCAACAAGGACGCAAAGUCAACGGAAAAGCCCUUACUGCCCUUCAAGAAGCAAUUGCAAUUCCUCUAUGGCUACGUACUCGGCUUCCUGAUGGCGCUCAUCACGCUGCUCUGCUACGAUCGCUUCCUGCUGCAAUCGGCUCAGCUGCGGCAACACAGCACCGCCACUGAGAAUUGGCAGACGGGCUAUGAGAGUGCCUUGCAGCAGCUGAGAAGCGAAGAAAGCUCACUGCAACAGCAGUUGGCAGCCGAAGUGCGCGUGCUUUGUAUGGUGCUGACCACACCGACGCUGCACGAAACACGCGCCGCACACGUGAAAGCCACUUGGGGCAAGCGCUGUACGCGCCUCGUUUUCCUCAGCAGCGAGGCGGAUGAGGAAUUAGGCGCUGUGGCGGUGGUGAAUAGUACAGCGGAUACAUAUGAUAUGCUGUGGCAUAAAGUGCGUCAAGGAUUUAGUUACGUAUACGACGAGUAUUACGCGGAUUACGAUUGGUUUCUGAAGGCGGACGAUGAUACCUACAUUAUCAUGGAAAAUUUACGUUAUUCGCUCUACGCUUAUGAUCCCGAAGUGCCGGUUUUCUUCGGUUACGAAUUGUUGCAACAAAAUGUGACCUACAUGUCCGGUGGCGCUGGCUAUGUCCUCAGCAGAGAAGCACUCUCUCGCGUUGUGAGAACGGGUUUUAAUAACGAUACGCUUUGCCCGCCAGCUAAUUACGCGUUACCCGAAGAUUACUCCAUGAGUAUUUGUUUGCAGAAUGUCGGCGCAUUACCAGUGGACGGUCGCUUCAUUCAGUCCGGCGUUAACAAACAGACAUUUUUCCCACUACAAUUAAUUGAUUUCAUGAAUAGCAAUUACACUCUCUCUAACAUCGACUGGAUAGAGCGUCUGACGCCAUAUACAGUUGAUUGGGGUCUUAACUGCUGUUCGAAUUAUACAAUUUCAAUUCACUACAUGGAUCCCACCAUUAUGUAUUUGUACGAGUUUUUUAUUUAUCAUCUGCGCACAGUCGGCCUUCCUCAACAACCGGAAAUAUUGCCAGAUAAAAUCAACUCCACAGAAUUGUGGAACAGAUUUUCUAGUGAUCAAAAUGCUACGGACGGUCGGUUUCCACUGAAAUGGGUGGAUGUGUUGUGAGAAUAUAACACUUUAUAUUGUAUAUAAAAUAUUUAUUUUAAGUAUAUGUGAUUAUUGGUUUCGUAUAAAGUAUUCCAAAUGUAUUUAAGUAGAAAUUUAUAUGAAUAUGUAUUUCAUUAUUACCCAAAAAAUAUAUUCAGUGAACCAAAAAAACUAAUUAAGGUAUUGACUUGAAUCCAAAAGUGAGAUAAAGUUGGUUUUAUUAGUUAUUUG
Zeugodacus cucurbitae (melon fly) is the source of this 1537-nucleotide messenger RNA. Its product is annotated as glycoprotein-N-acetylgalactosamine 3-beta-galactosyltransferase 1. Bases 152 to 1324 code for a protein of 390 amino acids. Gene Ontology annotation, cellular component: membrane. Gene Ontology annotation, molecular function: N-acetylgalactosaminide beta-1,3-galactosyltransferase activity. NCBI's taxonomy places the organism in Eukaryota, Metazoa, Arthropoda, Insecta, Diptera, Tephritidae. The record is from RefSeq and is a predicted model, not a curated record. The transcript has 5 exons.